AAAAGAGAAGAGAUGAAAGGGAGCUUCAUCAUCAUCUCUCUCUCUCUUUUUCCUUUUCUCUCAGCUGCUAUUCAAUUCAUUCCCCUACAUAAUACUAGUACUAGUGAUAUAUAUUCCAUUCACCCAUCAAACUUUAUAUAAAAAGAAAAAGAAAAAGAAAAAGGAAUUCAUCAACAUACAUACACCAUGGUUUUCCCUUCAAUCCCAGUGUAUUUAGAUCCUCCCAGUUGGCACCACCAGCAGCAGCAGCAGGCAAAUGGCAAUGGCAAUGAGAGUUCAACUCAGGUGGUUCCGAGAUCGGGAUCAGAGGGAGCACUCAAGUGUCCUCGGUGCGAAUCAAGCAACACAAAGUUCUGCUACUUCAACAACUACAGCCUGUCUCAGCCGCGACACUUCUGCAAGACGUGUAGGCGUUACUGGACAAGAGGCGGUGCUCUUAGGAACGUUCCCGUUGGUGGUGGUUUCCGGAGAAACAAGAAGACCAAGAGGAGUAGCAGUAGCCUCCCUGGAGGAAACACUGAAAAGCAGUCAACAUCAACAUCAUCACUUCCUUCAGGUUUUAACCCAGGUUUCAUGGCUUCUCUUGAGAACAUGACCCUCUAUGGAGGAGGAUUGCAUCAGCAUCAGCAUCAGCAGCAGUUUCCUAAUUUCUUGAGUGGUUUUGAUCCAACUACCACUUCUUCUUCGUUCCCUUUCCUGUUUGGAGAAUCUAGGGUUAAAUUGGAAUCUGGAAACGGAGGGCUAUUAAGUAAUAGUUUGUCAGAGAACUAUUCAUGGACUGAUCUUGCAGCUGCAUCUUCUUCCGCUGCUCAUCAUCUCUUGUGACUUGCAUGCAAUGUUUGUGGUUUGAGUGCAUUUUUUCCUUUAUCUAUUGUUGCUUGUGCUUCUUAGCUUCCUUUCAUUUUAAUUUGUCUUGUUUUGUUUAACAUGAGUGCAUUGCAUGUUGUUUGGCGACAAACUAAGUUUCUUCCUCCAUGGAAAUGGCAUAACAGAAAGAGAGUGUUGUGUGAGGAUCAAGAGUCAAGAUUAUUUUGAUUUCGAAUGAAAUGUCAUAUAAAGUGUUCUAUGUGACCUGACA
Molecule: messenger RNA, 1078 nt
Organism: Arachis stenosperma
Lineage: Eukaryota; Viridiplantae; Streptophyta; Magnoliopsida; Fabales; Fabaceae
Product: dof zinc finger protein DOF2.2-like
Exons: 2
Coding region: 187-825 (212 amino acids)
Biological process (GO): regulation of DNA-templated transcription
Molecular function (GO): DNA binding; DNA-binding transcription factor activity
Source: RefSeq, a predicted model, not a curated record